Molecule: messenger RNA, 2610 nt
Organism: Arthroderma uncinatum
Lineage: Eukaryota; Fungi; Ascomycota; Eurotiomycetes; Onygenales; Arthrodermataceae
Exons: 1
Coding region: 1-2610 (869 amino acids)
Source: RefSeq, a predicted model, not a curated record
AUGAGCCUCUCACAAUCCCCAGAGGAACAGACAAACACAGAGGCAGGGAGCCGUAAUGACCCUCCGGCCGAUGAAGCGUUAGCAACGGAAGUCUCACAGGCGCCGGUAGAGUCGAAGGAGGACGGUAAUAAAGACGAUGAGGCCAACGAUUUAAGCUCGCUUGCACCGAACGAUGAAGACAAGGAAUUGGAACGAGACAACGAUCCUACGGAAACCGAUCCCAAUGCCGAGUAUAGAUACAGUUCAUCGUCCACUUCGCUGCCUGGAUCAAGGGGCAGUUUCGGGGAAACAGAAUAUGGAGAAGGAGAAAUAGAAGACUUUCCAGACGAUGAGCAUUUUGACGACGAGGACAAAUCGUUUAUCAGCGAUCUAAGAGGCGGAGUGAGAGGCAUGCGGUCAGCUCGAACCUCGAUCUCCUCUCUGCCUGGAUCAGUUGUCGUAUACCCGACUGGCAAAGUACAAAGCAACGGACAAUUCCAACGGGGAGAUUAUCGACAAAACAUCAACGCCCAUGACAGGAAUUCCAUGAUAGAUGGCAAUUUUGGUGGCAAUAGGGUUCGAUCCAAGAAGAAUAUAGCCAAAGACAGACGUUCGUAUAACUAUGCGCCUCAGGUGAGAGAUAUGGAUUCGCCGUUCCGGCACCCAAGUUCUGUACGAGCUAUGCAGAUGGGUGACGAAGAUUACUACGAUGAUGGGGGCAUGGACGAUGGCAAUUACUUUUCGUCCCCUGCUUCACGAAAUGGCAGGAUGAACGGGCACCAUAACGGAUCCCCCAGAAUGUCAGACAUGUCAUUCCGUUCAAGACCCAUGUCUCCAUCGGAUCAACGCUCUUAUCAUGCAAAGUCACCUCAAGCAAGUCAGCAAACGCAGGAGUAUGCGCUUGUGCUACUCCAUUGCACAUUGCUCCCACCAUCUUUCCCCCUCUCACUACCUGCAGGAUCACCGCCACCAAGUAAGGAACAACUUCGAGAAAUUUUACCCGAGCCCUACUGGAGGAGAUGGAAGCUGUUGGAGGAGAAGAUUGGUGCAACUGGAAUUCUACGUGACCGAGGCAUACUGAUAUCCCAUCCUCAGGAAGCAUAUGACUUGCUUGAGGAGCGAUUGCUUGAAACUCUGGAAUUGACCAGGCCCAGACUUGCAUAUGGCCAUUUUAUUGGCGGUGGAGACGAAACAGAUGGCGAAGAGCACGGUAGUGAUGCUGACGAGAACGAUACCGAUGAAGGUGGCCGUGUAAAGGAGAAGUGCCAGGACUGUGGCCAGAGGGUUAUCAAUAACCUCGAGAGCAUUGAGAAGAAAUGGGAGGUUAGGGUGUACGCUGCAAACGGGCUUAUGGGACAAGGAGCAUGGGCAGCCGCAUGGAAGGAAAUGGAGAAGGUUGAUGUUGAAGUCGGAGUGUGUUUGCCAACCAAGCUGAGAAACGAGUUGGAGCAGAGGCUCGUCCAGGAGGAGACAUUGAGACUGCAACGCCUGGCGGAGGAAGAGAAAAAAACAAAGGAGUCUCAGGCAGAGAAUAAAAUGCCGGAAGGUCAUCCAAAUCCCGCCCAAUGGAAAGUUGAUGGUUUAGAUGACUCCAGCCGUACAAUUCCUACUCGUGAGCAAGCACCACGUAAACCGUCCGUUCGGAAGAGAGAACGUCCUGCUCCUGGCCUGGCACCAACGCAAUACCCUGCGGACGACAUUAAUCUUCUAAAGGCACUCUUCAAUUACAUACGAAUGGUCUGUCAAGGAAAUCAACUUCCUAUAGUGACAGUCCUACUCGUGCUCCUAGCUCUUGUCACGCCAUCACCAUAUAGCCUUUUCGGCCGUUCCUCGGAUACGGCCACGCAGAUUGAUCCCUUCGUAUCCGCUCAGCCUUCAAUUAUAUCAGAGCCCAGCUUCCAGGCGGCAUUUAUGUCUCACUCUUCCAUUUACCCAAGCGAGGCUACGCAGAGCUCAUUAACGACAAUUCAGCAAUCAUCAACGGUGUCAUGUCAUCAACCCCACUCCCUGGAAACGGCGUCAACUCAAUUGAGACCCUCAAGCUCCUCCGCUUACCAGAAACCCCAGCCAGAUGAAAAUGUAUCAACUCAGUUGGAACCGACCCCCUCUCAUCGUGAUCGUGAGACUGAAACAACAGCGUCAACCCAGUCGGAGCCAGCGACUUCCUUCCGUGAAUCCUACCUGGACACAACAACUCCUAUGCAAUUAGAGUCAUCAGCUUCCUUGGCCCCCUCAGCUCCUUCAAAUUCCCCCCUGUCUAUAGUCUCUUUGGCUCCCCCGGCUUCCCCAGAUUCCUCCGAUUCUUCUGGAUCGGUAGCUUCAUCCACUCCGUCCGCCAUGCCGCCUAACAACCGUGAAGAACGUCCAGUGGAGGUACCGGAAUGUCUACCCGCUUCUACUUCUCAAGCUCAUGCAACUAUUUCCGUGGAACCCAUAGUUAUGGAAGCUGAAUCAGAAAGAGAGGGGCUACUUGAAUCUGCCUCGCCGCCACCAUCUGCUUCCCGUUCUAUCAACCCUAUUGUCAUGGCCGCGGACAAAUGGGUUGAAUCGCCGUCUGAGCAACCGUCUAAAGAGGAAGACACUCAAGCCAUUGAGCCAGAUGCAAUAACCUCCACACAUCAGGACACGUAA